This is a messenger RNA of Apis laboriosa (Himalayan honeybee), 3723 nucleotides long. RefSeq lists its product as uncharacterized. Gene Ontology annotation, biological process: septate junction assembly. The transcript has 6 exons. The coding region runs from base 489 to 1841 and encodes 450 amino acids. NCBI's taxonomy places the organism in Eukaryota, Metazoa, Arthropoda, Insecta, Hymenoptera, Apidae. The record is from RefSeq and is a predicted model, not a curated record.
UCCUCUCUAUCUCUUCAGUUGUUGUUCGACGCGCGGCGCGAUUCCUCCUCCUAAUCCUUUCGUUCGAAUUUCGCUAACGAGCGAGAUAAGCUCCGUUUGCGCGUUUAUCGAUCAAAUUUUAUCUGAAACUUGAUUUCGAGAAAUUCGAAUCCGUUUUUUUUUUCCCAAAUCUCAUAGAAGCAUGCACUAUGAUUUUUAGAUAAUAAUUUCUGAUUUGCAGUUGAAUUGAAUAUUUGAUAUACCGUUUUUGUGUAAACCUCGUUUGAUUUUCUUCGAUGUGAUAAUAAUUAUUCGUGGAAUUGAUUUUUAAUUUGCGAAUUUUGUGCCGAAAUUGUGUGAAAUUUUGCGAUGAAGUAUAUACAUUUUAUUCGAGUAUGUUUAAAAUGUUCGAAUGCCUGAUGUGUGAAAAUUUAAUAUGGUUAACCUGUUAAAGAUGGUGGAAUGAAUAUCGCGAAAUUGCAAAAUUUAUCGGUGAAUAAAAUUAUAACAUGUGGAAUCGUAAAGUAUUCAUCAGGAUCGUCGAAGUGAUACUUUGUAUUGCUUGUGUGGUGGCAUUAAGGGUGACCGAUGACGAGAGUCGAAGGGUUUUCCAUUAUUUGAGAAGUCGCAGCAGAGAAUGGUCUCUUUUGAACAACGUCACGUGGGGUGCAAUAGGCGCCGCUCUUGCAACCGCGACUUGUGGUGGUUACAUAAUAAUCACAACAGGUCUCCUUAUUGCCGCUGCAACAGGAGAGCUUAAUGGUCGAAAGACGGAAAUAUUCUUCCUUGGACUUGGAGUGAUUCUUUUCGGUAUUGUUGGCGCAUUGUCCAUGGCGUCCAUUGAAAACGUCCCUGAGGAUUUGAUCGACAAUGCCGCCGUUUUUGGGGCACUGUGCCUGCUAACAGCGUUGGUUUUCAUCGGCGACCUGUUAAUGAGCACACCUAAAAUGAAGAACAAGCAAAGCAUGGCGGAAUUCUUGACCGAUAAAAAAGGCAAGGAACAACAAAUAACGACUACUCUUACCACGGAAAAAGAAUCAAAAUCUCCGAAAAUAAGCGGUUCAAAAGUCUCCAAAAAAGACGAUAAGGGAAAUAUAAACGACGGUUUCGAUAAAGUGGAUGAACAACGCCAAAAGAGUUCAGCCAAGAAGGAGGAACGAAGAUAUUCGAAAGAAGAAGCGUAUGGGCACGAUGAAAUCGAUAAUUUCGAUCGAGAAGACGGAGAGCCGAAAGAGUACACGCAGAAUUUCGAGAAUGGAAGAGCUCUCAGGGAUUCGCAAAUGUAUCGAGAUCCUGAGAUGCAAAAGGUUGGGAACAGAGACUCUUAUAAAAUGGCUCACAGAAUGGAAAUGCCUACCAUGAUGUAUAAGAUGCAGGAUAUUUAUCAACGUCCAGUGGAUGAAAUCGACACGCCUCGUUUUCCGAUCGAGACGAAUCGCAAAAAUGAGACUAUGUUCGCCAAACUCGUGAACCCUAGCGUGAAGAUUAUGAAAGUUGAACGUGAUGUGGACGAAGCUAUCGAAAGUUACAGAUAUUCCGACACUAGUCAGUACGACAACGUGCCAGUCAGAAUGAGAGGAACAUCGUUGAGAAGUCAGAAGAAAAGUCGUGACGUUUCUUUCAACGUUCCACCACCGCCAAAGGGUUAUGAGCAGGAGCUUGACCAAGAAAAAGAUGAAAUCGAGAUGCUGGAAGAAUGUUUUACCUCGCUUCGAACAACGAGCACAGGGACACAGACGCCCAAUCUUCGAACACCUUCGUCACCCACUGAUCCAGGAUACGUUCGACACACUGCCAGCAAUUGGCCCCAAGAGAAUAAAACUAAGACCCCUGGUUCGAGUCCAAAUCGCACAAGGAAUUGAUAUUAUUAUGCACAAAAAGUAAUUAAAAUUUUGCAUCAUGAUUUCUUAUGUCUGAGAUAGAGUUUCCAAUUUUUUGAGAAAGAAAUUUCAAGGAGCUUUGUUAAAAGGAUUAUAAUUAUAGAUAGAUUAGAAAGGUCUGUGAGGUGUUAUGAAAAUGACAUAACAUUUUUUCACUUUUCCAUUUUUUUCUAUUUAAAUAUUAGUCUAUUGUUUCUCUAUGUCUGAGACACAGUUUCCAAUUUGAGAAAAAGAUUUCAAGGAGUUUUGUUAAAAGGAUUAUAGUUAUAGAUAGAUUAGAAAGGUCUGUGAGGUGUUAUGAAAAUGACAUAACAUUUUUUCACUUUUCCAUUUUUUUCUAUUUAAAUAUUAGUCUAUUGUUUCUCUAUGUUUUUAAUAAAAUGUUGUAAUAAUUUUUAGUAUCAGAAAUUUGAUUGCAUUUAUCAUACAGUUUGUAUAUUUUUACUCACUUUUCAAUUACAAUCGGUAUAUCGUGUUUGAUAUUAUUAAAUAAGAAUAUUUUUAUGAAUUGGAAAGCAAAAAUUGUUUAUUGUAUAUCUUUUUUUCUUCUCAUUUUAUUAAUUCGAUUUAUUAAAUUAUUUUAUAUAUACAUGUGUAUGUAUAUAUUUAUUAUUUACAAACUGUAUUAAUUAAUUUAAAAGGGUGACAAAGGAAUCUUCAUAGACACGUGGUUAUUUUUGUAUAAGUAGAAUCUUUUAAUAUAUAAAGUUUUAAUACCUCCUUUCACAUCGAUACGCAUUACGUACAAUUAUUAAUAAUAAUGUCUCCUUGUGAUAAACAUGUAACCGCAAUUUGUUAGUCUCCAUCAGAACUUAUUCGUUAAAGAUAUUAGCGUUUAAUUGGAUUUACAUUUAAUCAUUUCUUUCUACGUGUGUGUACCGUAUCGUUUCUUUUUCUUACAUAUUUUUAUAUAUAAAUAAAUCGAUUUUAUCCAAUAUCAAGUUAUUUAUAUGUUAGUUGUUUUUCUUAUAUUAUUUAAUUUACGUGAUCGAUAAUUUCUUCGAUUAUUAAAUAAACGAGAAGAAAUUUGGAAUUGAAAGAAAAAGAAAUCAAUCGGAAAACGCAGAGAGUUUCGACAUGUUCUGUCAUCGAAUUUUAUUUAAAAAAAAGCCACAGAGCUAUUUCUCAUUCUACAAAACAGUCGUCCUCUCUUUUAGCUUUUUCACGUAAUCCUCUCAUUCUCUAAACGUUUCUAAACGCGUAUUUACAGAGUUGAGAAUUAUUGCUUAGAUACUUGAGCAUUCGUUCCUCUUCUUCCAUGUAUUAAACAUUACGUAUAAAAUUGUUUAAACUUAAUGAAGAGGAUUAUCAGACAUUCUCAUUCUUAAGACUGGUGUAACUAGAUUAUCUUUUAUUAUUUUAUGAAACGAUAAAUUGAAGAUUGGAAUAUUAUUAAAUUGAUAUAUGUAUAGUUUAAUUACGUUUAAUUCCAUGUAAAAUUCUUGAUCUACUUCCCUUUCGCAUCGAGGUAUAAGCUUGUGACUUAAUUCUUUAAAUUUGUUACAUUUUGGUGUACUUGUCUUCUAUGGAAAAGUAUUUCUUAAAACGAGGGAAAAGAUACGCAAAAUAUCUUGUCACAAUUUAAUUAGAUAGUUAGAAUGAUUCUAUCUAUAAUAGUAUUAUCAGAUGAAUUAUAAUUCCCUUGAAUUCUUCUCACCUCUAACUAAACAUAUUUACAAGUCAAAAAACUCUCAAACUUUUCUUCAUUAGUUUGAAUUUUCUCUUAAGAAAUCUUUAUCAGAUCUUUUAUGUCAUGAAUAAAUAAAUAACGAAAAGAUAAAUGUAAUUUUAUUGAUAAUUCUUUUAAAUUUUCGAAUAUUAUUCUUUCUCCUUCUACAAUGUUAUUUUCAAAAAUGCUUAUGAA